AGGGUCCCAGCGCGGGAAGCCAGGGCAUAACUGGGUCCCGGGUAGCUCAUGACUCCUGGGGACACGGGCCUCUCCGGCCUCUGGGUUUGGACGCGGGGCAGCCCAGGCGGAGGCUCAGCAUCCGCAGCCACCCUGGCCACACCCCUUGGGAUGGGCGUCCGACUUUCUCCAGCCUCUUCUGCUGCGGAGAAAUGGGGGCGGCCUGCGUGAGCCUCAACCUACCACUGCCAUGGCCCCAGUCAGCAUCAAUGAGCUGCCUGAGAACAUCCUGCUGGAAGUGUUCUCACACGUGCCUGCCCGGAAGCUGCUGCUGAACUGCCGUCCCGUCUGCAGCCUCUGGCGAGACCUCAUCGAUGUUGUGACCCUCUGGAAGCGCAAGAGUCUACAGGAGGGCUUCAUCACUGAGGACUGGGACCAGCCCGUGGCCGACUGGAAGAUCUUCUACUUCCUGUGCAGCCUCCGCAGGAACCUCCUGCGCAACCCAUGCGCUGAAGAGGAUAUGAGAUCAUGGCGAAUCGAUGCCAAUGGGGGGGACCACUGGAAGGUGGAGAGCCUCCCUGGAGAGCAUGGGACACAUUUUCCUGACCCCAAAGUCAAGAAGUACUUUGUCACAUCCUAUGGCAUGUGCCUCAAGUCCCAGCUGGUGGACCUGGAGGCAGAAGGCUACUGGGCAGAGCUCCUGGAUACAUUUCGGCCCGACAUCGUGGUUAAGGACUGGUUCGCCGCCAGAGCGGACUGUGGCUGCACCUACCGCAUCCGUGUACAGCUGGCCUCAGCCGACUACAUCGUUCUGGCUUCCUUCGAGCCCCCACCUGUGACCAUCGAGCAGUGGAACGAUGCCACGUGGACAGAGGUCUCCCACACCUUCUCCGACUACCCUCCAGGAGUCCGCCGCAUCCUCUUCCAACAUGGAGGCAAGGACACCCAGUUCUGGGCAGGCUGGUAUGGCCCCCGAGUCACCAAUAGCAGCAUUGUUAUCAGCCACAAGACAGCCAGGAACCGGGCUCCCUCCACUGAGACGGUGCAGAGGCCACUCAGCUUCCCAGAGGAGGAAGCUGCCCAAACGCUCCCCUUUCAUCGCCCCAGGCUCUUCUGACAGUCUGUCAUCAGGUGUUCAUCCAUCCUCUGUCCAGGCUGAGCAGCUUGUAGCAGUGAGGGAGCUCCUGCCCCAGUUCCCACCUGGGCUUAUGCUGACUUACUGUCAUGUAGCUCUGAGGUUUUGUUUAAUAAACGUUUUCAGUAAAACUA
Molecule: messenger RNA, 1248 nt
Organism: Tupaia belangeri chinensis (Chinese tree shrew)
Lineage: Eukaryota; Metazoa; Chordata; Mammalia; Scandentia; Tupaiidae
Gene: FBXO6
Product: F-box protein 6
Exons: 6
Coding region: 230-1096 (288 amino acids)
Biological process (GO): glycoprotein catabolic process; SCF-dependent proteasomal ubiquitin-dependent protein catabolic process; ERAD pathway
Cellular component (GO): endoplasmic reticulum quality control compartment; SCF ubiquitin ligase complex; cytoplasm
Molecular function (GO): protein binding; ubiquitin protein ligase activity
Source: RefSeq, a predicted model, not a curated record